GUUAGUCUAGUAAGGUCAUACUAGACGCAGAUUCCAGCAGAGGAGAAAAAAAAGUGCCCGACUUAAAUUCUUCUGUUGGUUUCGUAGUAAAUUUUCGCUUUUCGGUGUCAAAUCAAAGCGCUUAAAUCGGAAAAAGUCAAGAAAAAACGAAACAAUUAAAUUAAAAAUCAAAUUGGUUCUAAUAGAUGAAAAACGCUUUUUACUAGUGGACUAUAAUAUAAUAAACAUAAGUGUUUUGAUUGUUUGUGCAGGUGCAAAAUCGAUCUAGUGAACUGAAAACUGCGACUCUGAAAUCGGCCGAGUUAGCGCAUUAUUGCCCCGAUUGUUGUUAUUGGAAAAUGUUGUUCGUUUGGGAAAAUUGUGCCAUCGCUUUUUCGUAGUUUGCGUACGUGUGUGUGCGUGUCGAGUGUGUGCCAGUAAAUUAAGUUAAUUAAAAACUUAGCUAACUCUCAUUUUUACCGCCCCCGCCAUGAGUAACUAUCAUCCGCACGCGCUAUCACAUCCGCAUCCGCAGCAGGUCCAGAAUCAGCUGCAGAAUCCCCUACACAACCAGUUGCCGCCCCCGCAGCGCCAUAACCAUGCCACGCCCACAGCUGUUUCAUCCGCCUCCGGAGGAGCAUCAUCAUCAUCCAUUUUGGUGGCCCAUCCUCCCCAGCCGCUCAUCAGCAAUUCACUGGCCAUUCGCCAGGAGAUCCAGCGUUUCGAAAGCGUCCACCCAUCCAUCUAUGCCAUAUACGAGCUGAUCGAUCUUCUGCCGCUGGCCGAUGCUCAGAUAGCCCAGUCUAUCCGCGACCAUGUGGUCUGCAUUGAAGAUUCGUUUGUGAACAGUCAGGAAUGGACGAUUUCGCGGUCGGUACCGGAUUUGAGAUUGGGAAUAGUUGGUUCCCUGAACUCCGGAAAGUCGGCCCUGGUGCAUCGGUAUCUCACUGGCUCCUACAUGCAGGAGGAGUCGCCCGAAGGGGGUCGCUUCAAGAAGGAGGUCUUCAUCGACGGCCAGAGCUACUUGCUACUCAUUCGCGAUGAGGGUGGAGCUCCCGAAAUGCAGUUCGCUGGCUGGGUGGAUGCGGUAAUCUUCGUGUUCAGUCUGGAGAACGAGGGCAGCUUUAAUACCGUCUACAACUACUAUACAAAAAUGGCACAUUUCCGAAAUGGCCAGGAAAUACCCAUGAUAUUGGUCGGAACGCAAGAUGCCAUCAGCGAGCGCAAUCCUCGCGUGAUUGAUGACACCCGUGCGAGGAAAUUGGCCAGCGACCUAAAGCGCUGCUCCUACUACGAGACCUGUGCCACCUAUGGCCUAAAUGUGGAGCGUGUCUUUCAGGAUGCCUGUCAAAAGAUCCUGUCGCAACGCCUGCCCUUGCCACCACAGGUGCAACCGCCGAGACCUACAACCCCGCAGGGCAAUCGUUUGGGUUUAGCGCCUUAUCAGGCACCCACCAAUGGACAACGUGGUCAGCAGCAGCUGCCACUGCGAAUGAGUGCGGAUUUCGCCCAGGCGGAGCAGAAGCUGUGGUCCCUGCAAGGAGCCAGCAGCUCAACCACCAACGAGAACAACAACAUCACCAAAUACAAUCCCGGAGCAGCCAAUCCACUACAGGGUGAUUGCUCUCAAGUGCAGUUGCGGGAUCCACGCGACCUGGCGCCACCGCCGGGUAAGGAACUGCCCACACCUACCUCGACGCCUACGACGAGCCGCAAGAGCCGGCGGCGCUCAAACCUGUUCAUUCCCUCCUCCUCGAAGAAGGCAGACAAGGAGAAGGAGCCGAAGAGCAGUGAGCUGGGCAGUGGACGUUCCAUACCCAUAAAACAGGGUUAUUUGUACAAGCGAUCUAGCAAGUCUUUGAACAAGGAGUGGAAGAAGAAGUACGUGACACUCUGUGAUGAUGGAAGACUUACCUAUCACCCUUCCCUGCAUGACUACAUGGACGAUGUGCAUGGCAAGGAGAUUCCGCUGCAGUACGUCACCGUCAAGGUGCCGGGACAGAAGCCUCGUGGCUCCAAGAGCAUCAUCACGAACAGUGCGCUUACCAGUUCUCUGAUGGCCAAUGGUCAAAGAGCUCAAAAUACCCUGAGCGAUGGCAUCGGUUGUCUCACCCUGGCCAAGGACAAUCAGCGAAAGCUGAGCGAGAAACUAUCUUUACUGGGUGCCGGAUCGGGGGCAGCUGGCGGCGCUGGGGAGCCAUUAAAGUCGAACAGCUCACAGCAGACAAGCGGGGACGAGGGCAUAGCCAUGUCCAAUUCGAAUUCACAGACUUUCAUAGCCGGUGAAGCGGCCAACAUAGCCAAUAAAUUGGAGGCCCAGACGCCGAAUGUUAAGAAGCGACAUCGCCGUAUGAAGAGCAGCAGUGUAAAGGCCAAUGAGGCAGACGACAACGAUGGCUACGAAUUCUACAUUGUAUCGCUGGACUCCAAGCAGUGGCACUUCGAGGCUGCCAAUUCUGAAGAGCGCGACGAGUGGGUGGCGGCCGUCGAGCAAGAGAUCUUCAAGAGCCUACAAAGCAUCGAGAGCAGCAAGACCAAACAGGCCACCAGCACCGAUCUGGCCGCAAUGCUGGCCAUUCGACAGCGAGUUCCCGGAAACGGCUUCUGCGUCGACUGUGGAGCGCCAAAUCCUGAAUGGGCCAGCUUGAAUUUGGGCGUACUCAUGUGCAUCGAAUGCUCGGGAGUUCAUCGCAAUCUUGGCUCGCAUAUAUCCAAAGUUCGCUCUCUGGGUCUGGAUGACUGGCCAUCUCCGCAUCUCAGUGUGAUGCUGGCCAUUGGCAACAGUCUGGCCAACUCCGUCUGGGAGUCGAACACGAGACAACGAGUGAAGCCCACUUCACAGGCCAGCCGGGAGGAGAAGGAGCGAUGGGUGCGCAGCAAAUAUGAGGGCAAGGAGUUCCUGACCCCACUGGGCAAUGGAUCCUCAGCACAUCCCAGCCCGAGUCCGGGUCAGCAGCUGAUCGAGGCUGUGAUCAGGGCGGACAUCAAGUCGAUUGUUUCGAUCUUGGCCAACUGUCCGUCCGAGGUGACCAAUGCCAAUGUGAGCGCCAGGGAUGUGCGAACUCCAUUGCUGCUGGCCUGUGCCAUAGGCAAUCUGGCCAUUGCACAGCUGCUCAUAUGGAAUGGCGCCAACAUCAAGCACACGGAUCACGAAGGUCGCACAUGCUUGGCUUACGCUCGAGCGGCACAAUCUCUGGCCACCGCCAAGUCGAUAAAAGCUGCUGCAGCUGCGCAAGCGGGCACUACGAUUCCGGCGCCUGCUCCACCCACAAACGGAGGCAUUCCUGCUCCUCAAUACAAUGUGGAGGACACGACGGCGCUGGUGGAGCUGCUCGAGGGAUUGGGCUGCCCGGAGGCGGCACCACUGACGGCCAGUGGCACCUUGCCCAGGAGACGCGACACGCUAGGCACGCCCUACGAGAAGUCCGUGUCCGGUGUGAUCUGAAUUAGUUAAAAUUGAAAUAAGAUUAACAUGAAUUUUCGUAGCAAUUGUACAAUUUUUAGACUUUGUUGUUCGUAACGGAAUUAGUUUAAAUUCUAUCGGUAAAAUUGUAUAGCGUUUAGUGUUUAGGUUUUAGGAAUGUUGUGCAAAUGUUUUAUAUGACUAUUAUUAUUUGGCAAGCGUUGAAUGGAAAUUCACAAAUUUUAUUUAUGUUUUUUUUUUUAGUUUGUUUAGUUUCUAAGCCAAGAAACCUGUACAGCCUUGUUGUAAUCUCAAGUGUAUAAUUUAUUAUUUUCGUAUUACGUAUUACUAUUCUUAUUGUUUUUAUCGUGUACAGGUUUUUUAUCGUUUGCAAAACAAUUAUUUAGUAAUUAUAUUUAUUAUGUUGUAACUCUCGAUAACCACAUCAGCAGAUUGCAAAAAGACUUUGUGGAAAGAAAAACAUACUUGUACACCUUUAACAAUUGAUAAAAGCUGAUGCAAAAUAUACGUAUAAACGAAAUGAAUCUAAGAUUAAAGCCAAAAACAAACUUAUACUAUACAAUAUACACGAACAUAUAUAUAUUAUA
Messenger RNA from Drosophila eugracilis, 3990 nucleotides. RefSeq names its product centaurin-gamma-1A (gene CenG1A). The transcript is spliced from 8 exons. Gene Ontology annotation, cellular component: nucleus. NCBI's taxonomy places the organism in Eukaryota, Metazoa, Arthropoda, Insecta, Diptera, Drosophilidae. The coding region runs from base 470 to 3424 and encodes 984 amino acids. Gene Ontology annotation, molecular function: protein binding; GTPase activity; GTPase activator activity. The record is from RefSeq and is a predicted model, not a curated record.